CCAAACUCUACGAAAUCCUACAGCAGCACCCUCACCCUAAUAUUUGUGUUUACUAUGGAUGCGUCCGUGACGGUGACCACAUCAUCACCAUAUGUUUGAAAAGUACACACGCAAUCUCAUGGAAGCAGUUUGGAAAAGUGAUCCCACCCUGAACCCUGCUGCGAUUCUUGAUGGUAUUUCAAAAGGGCUAACUUUUCUACAUGAGACGCUUGGUCUUGUGCACAAUGAUAUCAACCCCGCUAACAUCAUGCUUGAUGAUGCGGGAGUUCCUGUAAUAAUCGAUUUCGACUCUUGCAUACCAAUUGGGGAGGAGAUGGUGAUGAAUUGCAAGGGGGGAACAAUUGACUGGCCAGUGGAGCCAAUGCCGACAAUUGCUCUUCCAGAAAAUGAUAUAUAU
This is a messenger RNA of Suillus fuscotomentosus, 397 nucleotides long. RefSeq lists its product as uncharacterized. Gene Ontology annotation, biological process: protein phosphorylation. The annotation marks the transcript as partial. The transcript has a single exon. Gene Ontology annotation, molecular function: protein kinase activity; ATP binding. NCBI's taxonomy places the organism in Eukaryota, Fungi, Basidiomycota, Agaricomycetes, Boletales, Suillaceae. The record is from RefSeq and is a predicted model, not a curated record.